Messenger RNA from Adineta steineri, 1164 nucleotides. The record is from the annotation of a GenBank genome assembly. NCBI's taxonomy places the organism in Eukaryota, Metazoa, Rotifera, Eurotatoria, Adinetida, Adinetidae.
AUGGAAACACAAGAUAAUUGUUUCAUUAUUGCUGGAGCUGGUAUUGGUGGUCUUGCUACUGCAUUAGCACUUCAAAGAAAUGGAUUGUCUUGUCAAAUCUAUGAACGUGAUCGAGACUUUGAAUCUCGUCGACAAGGUUAUAGUUUAACAAUUCAAAAAAAUGGAUUUGAAGCUCUUGAAAAUCUUGGCAUAAGUGAAAAUGUACGAAAACUUGGAGCUGAUUCUAUUAUUUCUGGAACAUCGACAUAUAAUAGUUUUGGUGAAGUUAUUUUUUCAAAACCGAAAAAACACAAUAAUAAACAUCGUUUUAAUAAUUUUGCUGUUGCACGACAAUCUCUUCGUGCAUGUCUAUUGAAUGAAUUAAAUCCCGAUGUUAUUCAUUGGAACAAAGAAAUUAUUCGAUAUGAAUCUAUACCCGAGAAUGCUAAAUACAUUCGAAUUAUUUUUUCUGAUAAUACAAGUAUAAUAGCACGAUCAUUAAUUGGAUGUGAUGGGGUUCGUAGUUCUAUUCGUAAACAAAUGUUAGGCGAUGAUUUGAAUUAUCUUGGAGUAUGGGCUAUCAAUGGAAUAUCACCGCAUCAAACAAAUCCACUUAUACUUAAUCAAACUGUUCAGAUGCUCGAUGGAAAAUCACGUUUAUUUAUAAAACCUUAUUCACUUGAUAAAUGUAUGUGGCAACUUACUUUCAAAGUAUCAAAAGAUGAUGACAUAUACGAUCAAUUAGUUCAAAAAGAUUUCCAAGGUCUAUUAAACAAAGCUAAAUCUGCUACGAAAGAUUGGUAUGAACCUAUAACAAAAUUAAUACAUGAUACACCAAUUAAUGAUAUUCGUGCUGGUCCUAUAUACGAUAGAGAUCCAUUAGAAAAUAUUAAAAAAGAUGUUGAAUAUGUAACAAUGUUAGGUGAUGCUGUACAUCCAAUGAGUCCUUUCAAAGGACAAGGAGCGAAUCAAGCUCUUAUGGAUGCAGUUAGUUUAGUACAAUAUAUAUUAAAAUAUGGAGAUGAUAUUGAAAAAUCUUUUAUAGAGUUCGAAACUGAAAUGUUAAAUCGUUCACGAAGUUAUAUAUUACGAUCAAGAUUUGCUGUAGAAUUUCUUCAUACUGAUAAUGCUCUUCUAACUGAGAAUAUGAUAGAAUUUGUACAUGGUAAACUUGUUUUAAAAUAA